Acanthoscelides obtectus is the source of this 1684-nucleotide messenger RNA. The record is from the annotation of a GenBank genome assembly. NCBI's taxonomy places the organism in Eukaryota, Metazoa, Arthropoda, Insecta, Coleoptera, Chrysomelidae.
AAUUUUUUUGCUAAAGCGUCAUGUCAGAGGAAACUGUGAUAGUAAACAGUGUAUAAAUUAAUGAUUUUUCAACAAAUAACGAAGUCAGAUAACGAGAAAUACCGAUUCCUAGCGCAGAUUUCUGAUUUAAUAGUAUAAUAAAAUGAACAUACAUAGUUCCGGGGUUUUGCACCCAUUCAAAAGGCAAUGGAUGAAGGAAAAUGGGGCCGCAGCGGCUGCUCCUGGUAACACGGGGCUUAAAGGCAUAAUAGCAGGUGGUUUGACAGGAGGCAUAGACAUAUGCAUAACAUAUCCAACUGAAUAUAUUAAGACUCAAUUGCAACUAGACGAGAAAGGUGAAAAGAAGAAGUAUGACGGUAUAGUCGACUGCGUAAAGAAGACUGUAAAAAGUCAUGGGGUCUUUGGAUUGUAUAGAGGGCUUAGUAUUUUGAUUUAUGGUUCUAUCCCCAAGGUUGGGAUUAGGUUUGGAGCUUUUGAGUCCUUCAGAAAGCGUCUGCUCCAAGAAGACGGAACAUUAUCACCUAGUCGUCGAUUUUUGAGCGGUAUGGGUGCCGGAAUCACAGAGGCUAUUUUCGCUGUCACACCUAUGGAGACGAUUAAGGUCAAAUUUAUUAACGAUCAGCGGACAGGGAAUCCCCGGUUCAAAGGACUCUUCCAUGGAGUAGGAUUGAUAAUCAAGGAACAAGGAAUUGGUGGAAUCUACAAAGGCUUAGUUCCCACAAUAAUAAAACAGGGAUCGAACCAAGGGAUCCGAUUUUUUGUGAUGGAGACGCUCAAAGAAUUGUAUAAGGGCGAAGAUAAGGAUAAGAAGAUUCCUAAAUACGUAGUAGGCGCAUUUGGGGCAUUUGCUGGUGCAUGUUCCGUAUACGGCAACAACCCAAUAGACGUGGUAAAAACUAGAAUGCAAGGCUUGGAAGCAGCAAAGUACAAAGGAACCGUGGAUUGUAUCAUGCAAAUUUUGACAAACGAAGGCCCUUUCGCUUUGUAUAAAGGAACAGUACCCAGAUUGGGCAAAGUAUGUCUAGAUGUCGCACUCACCUUUAUGAUCUAUGAGACCCUCAUGGAUGCCUUCAAUAAAUUGUGGCCAUAACCUCUUGCGAACAUUCUUUAUUCUAAAACGGCUAGUGUGUUUUACAAGUUAUAAGGACAUUGGGUGGUACCGUCAGUCAUUGAGCAUAAUUGUUAAACAGCUGUAUGGCCUCCUUGAUUUUCAUAGUUUUCUACUGUUCCGUGUAAGCGCUUUAUUUUGAGGUUAUGUUACAAAUUGUGCAUGCUUUUGACAUAUCUGUUAUAUGAGCCUGACAUUUCCUACAUUCAAGAAGAAAACACUCGAAACAGUAGACAUCCAGAAAUACCCCAGCCUUUCUGAAUUAGAGAAAACACUAUGAAAAUCAAGGAGGUCGUAAAGGCGACCUACAAUUAUUGUAGGCACGACUGACGAUAUACGGCUCUUAUGCUCGAGUAAUUUUUCUCUGUGUACAUUCAGAAGCACGAAGUUAGACUCAUUUUUCAAGGUAGAUAAUGUAAUAUUAGAAUCAUUAUUAAAACGUUACGGUCUGUUAUAUACUACAUAGCUAAUCUCUAUAACGUAUAAUUUAAACAAAUACCGACAUAUUUUGUGUAAGGUGAACGUGGUAUGGAAAUAUAAACUAUAUACAUAUACUUGUAAUAUUUAUGCAAGGCG